CAAACAUAUUACUCUAUCAAGCCUCGUGGACACCAUUUUAUUCGGAACAUAAACUUUUCAAUUCUGUACCAAUCUCGACUGUACAUCCGUCCCACUUUCACUCUCCCAAGCAAAAGAAUUGGUCACCUAUGGACAAUGGUAGACAAAUAGAGUGCACAAAGAAGAAAAGUUCGUAAAGUGACGAGACAAAUAUAAACUACCGACAACAUAUCGGACAAAAAAACCCCCAAGUCCCCCAAAACUCACCUAUUUGUCGUUUCGUUUUAUUGGGCACCAAUUUUCCUGCAGUAUUGGCCCAGUUAUUGAGCACUUUCUUUCACUUAACUCCCUCUCUGCUCACCCAACUAAAAAAAAAACAAACGCUUUUGCGAUGAAUCUUGCAUUGACUGUGACCAUCAAAGAUACCAUCGACUUUUGGCUGUCCUUCUCUCGCUGCUGCUGCUAGCAACGUUCAGUGUGUUUCUUCUCAGUAGAGGUGAGUGAACGAAUGGCUGAUGGUUCUUGGUGAGUUUGUCCUCCAUUUCGCAGACAAUCUUUGUGAAAUCAAUUGAACGCCUAGAAGCAGAAAUAGCAGCAUCAUCAUCAUCAACAUCAGCUACCGGUCCGGUCUGCGCCCAAGUAAACUUCCAAAUUGACAAUCUAUUAUACUUCUGAUAGCACAAUAUUUGCACUAAGAAGGGGUACAGGACCGUGUACAACACCGAUUAUCGGAUCCAAUCAGGUAGACGAACUUGCAGGUGUAGAGAACGAUGCGGAAAACGAUGGCAUCCACACGGUCCGUUCAUUUUAUUGAUAGUGAAACGAUUUCGAAGCAAAUAUUUGCCCCAGCCCGUUACAAUCUGCCGCUGUUUCUGUGCAAAAAACUGAACGUUCAUUCCACUCCGGUGGGAAAUUCAACAAAGCAGCAAUGUUCGAGCGAUCAGGAGAAGACAACACUGUUGCAAAGGAUGGCGAAAUAUCACAUCAACGAAUUAACGAAGGAUACAUCCAGCCAUAAAGAGAAGUCAUUUAAAAUUAGUCAACCCCAAUCCGGUGCGACGGCACUCCGCCAAGGAUGUCGAUGUAAUGCGCACCGCCUCGGAUGGCCCCGCUGUCCUAAACCUCUUCGGGAUGGGCACAAGGAGUGGUCCCUCCCGCCGGGCAGAUAUCGAUUAGGUGGAAAUAUCGCCGAUUUGGCUAACCGAUCAACAGGUACCAAGGGACGGAACGGUCACCCGACUAAAGGACAUUAUGCCAACCGGAAGCGUGUGAGACCAACGCUUUACACCGAGUCGAGCAGCAACCGGGACACGAUCAACGCGAUCAACCUGCCGGCCGAGAUGAAUAAGUUAUUGCAUCCGAGCAAAUACUUUGUCGGUAAAAUACGACCCGGUGAUCGUAUGAACGAGCGUCCAACAUCGCGUCUGGCCAUAUCUGAACUGACAGCAUGUCGGCGUGAUCCGAAUAGUCCCGGUCCUGGGCAAUACGAUCCCGAACCGAAAUCACGCUCCCAACAGCUAGCUGCCCUUAAAAAGAUGCUGCAUUCUUCAUCGAGUUGCUACAUGUACGACCAAUAUUGCUACGAGCCAUUCUUCCGACCACCACCCGGCCGGUAUGACAUCCGUUUCGCUCUAUCGCAAAUGCCUACAGGCCAAGUCGGUACCCGUAGGGAGCAGAUUCACGUUCCGAUUCAAUCGACAAUCUCGAAACCGCACACUGAUGCACGACGGCCACCUCCACCACCGCCGCUGAAGCGAAAGGUUACGCUUCGUUUGAAUUCCAUCAAUAUUCCCGUACGGCCCCGGAAGGGACGUCGUAACAUGAAGGUUGCGUUUAUGAGCGGAAGUGCCCGGUUUCGUGAUCGCGACUUUUUCCCUAUCGGAGGGUUGGGAAAACCGACGACAAGUUCCACCAGUAAGCGGCAUCGACAGCAGCAGGCAACAACAUCAAAGAAAUUACACGAUACGGAGGGCUGGACACAGCACGAAACAUCCGCCGGAAGUGCCACACAGAAGUCAUUGUCAGUGGAACAAGCGGAUCGGGGUGAGCACGAAUCAGAACGGCCAGAAAACGCGAGUGAAGGUUGUGUUCAAUUCCUUGCCGCACACGGUAUCUGUUCUCAGGGGACGUUACUAUUAACGGGACCCGGCAACAGAAUGUCGACCAGAUUCUUCACGGUUCCUAAGCUCACGCGUAAUCGGCAGUAGGAUGAGUUUAAUGGAUUUAAAGAAUCCGUAACACACUGAACUGGUUUUUUUUUACAGAAGAAUCGUCCUCAUAUUGUCCGUUAUUUUUUUUCUUAUAUUUUAAAUUGUUAGUGUGUGUGUGUGGUCCUUUUUUAUAAAUUAACUAAUGUUUCAUGUCUGUCUGCCUUUCAAUUGACUCCGGACGGCACGGACAGGGACGUCAAGGCUUCUUAAUGGGAGUUUUAAGGCGUCUCAAUAGAAGAACUUAAAAAUAAUUUAUGCUAAAUAUUUUAUUUGUCGAACGUUAGUGACUCACUUACUGUUUGCUACGCUUGAUGCUAUACACAUAGUAACAUUUUCACUUGCGAAGAUAUAUUACUAUUACUCAAGAUAAUUUUGAAGUAAACUAAUAUGGAAAUUCAUGAUAUACGACACGUGUUUCAUAAG
Messenger RNA from Anopheles funestus (African malaria mosquito), 2612 nucleotides. RefSeq lists its product as uncharacterized. The record is from RefSeq and is a predicted model, not a curated record. The transcript has 7 exons. The coding region runs from base 750 to 2186 and encodes 478 amino acids. NCBI's taxonomy places the organism in Eukaryota, Metazoa, Arthropoda, Insecta, Diptera, Culicidae.